Molecule: messenger RNA, 2708 nt
Organism: Benincasa hispida (wax gourd)
Lineage: Eukaryota; Viridiplantae; Streptophyta; Magnoliopsida; Cucurbitales; Cucurbitaceae
Product: serine/arginine-rich splicing factor SR34A
Cellular component (GO): cytoplasm; nucleus
Molecular function (GO): mRNA binding
Source: RefSeq, a predicted model, not a curated record
UGGGAGGACUUGGUAAUCGCAUAAUUGGAAAUUACCUCCCUUGGUGCCGCGCCUGGGGCAGUGGUAUAUUAUCCUCUAUUACGACCUAACCCUAAGCCCUUCGUCGUCCCGUCCGGUCGCUGCGAAAGGAGGAUCCCCAACACAGAAGCCAACCAAAAACCAGCUCUUCUUUCAGCCCUUGCUGAGCCGCAGUACUGUCGCUAUCGCUUUUCACUUUCUCGGUGCACUUUACUUCGUCAGUUUUUCAAUCUUUGGUAUGUUGCUCUCGUUAGUCGUCACUUAUAUCUAAUAACUGCGUGUUAACAAAAGAUACGCUCAUGUUCGUGCUGAGGAACAUGAUUACUUUUCGAGUAAUUUAUGGUGGGUAGGACGUUGGCAAUCUUGGAUUUACAUUUUUCUUAGUCAGCUUCCUCGUUAUCUGGACGAGGGUGGGGCAUUUAGUUGGUUUAAUGGUGGAAUACAUUUACCAAUAACAGCAUUGAUCAACUUUUUGGUUCCCCCGAUUAUUUAUUUAUUUGUUUCAUUCCACUUUCUUGUAUCUUAGAAAUCAUAAAUUUUUAUUUGAUUGUUAUGUUCGUACUUGUGCCGUAAAGGCUAGCACUAGAAGAAAUGAACAAAUUGGCCUCAAACUUUCUCAAUCAUGCUUCUGUGCAUCCCCUGUACCGAAUUGGUGCGAAGAAUUUCUUCAAUUUAUGUCCUAUUAGUUGGGAUUUAUGGACUAAAGAUCGUGACUCAGGGACCCAGCUUCUUGAAUUUUGUCUCCAUUUUGUUAAUUGAUAGAACAUUAUUGUAUUUCUGUUUCAAAAUUUGUAUGUAGUUUUUCCACUGACGACCUUGGAUGAUGAAGUUGGACCAAGAGUAUUAGCUACUUAUAAUGUAACACCAAUGUUUUGUAUGACAAUGUCCUUUUGUAUGUUGAUAUGAAAGGAAGAAAACAUUUACUCCAUUCCUCUUUGGAAUCGAAUGCAACAUAAUUGAGGAUUUCACGGAUCAUCUAAAGUUAAUCAACAGAGGACAUCCUACAUAUUUUUUCAGGAUUGUUUUCUCAAUGCUGUUAAGAGAGCUGAGUAAGAUGACAAGCGCUUGGACACAUAUGAGCAUUGCAAUCAUACAUAGGGAUAUAGAGAGGGAAUGGGAGAAUCAUUGUGGAGUUAUGGGUAUUAUUUUUAUAAAUGGAGCUACUUGCUCACUCUCUGACGAGCUAUGCACUGCUAAAUUUCUGGAGAGGAUGAGGAGAUACAAAAUUUAUUUCAAUAUUAUAAUACCUUUGGAGCAUCUGGGAGCAAAUGAGCAAUGGAAUUGUGGAGCACGGCUCACAUCGAGGAUUGCUCUCUUGGUUUGCUUCAUUGAUUUUUGUUCUGCCUUAUUUGGAGAGUGAAGUUGUUGAUGCAGAUGGCAAUUGGUUAUGGUGGAAGAUGGUGUUUCUUUCCUUUGGAUGAUUUGUUGAACAGAUGUAUGAUGUUAUGACAUACAUGUGCAGGAAUAAUAUUCAAACUUGCCUGGAGUAAUUUGUUGCCUUGAAGAUGAGUAGUCGUUUUUCUCGCACAAUAUAUGUUGGAAACUUGCCCUCAGACAUAAAAGAGUAUGAAAUUGAAGAUUUGUUCUACAAGUAUGGCCGAAUUUUGGAUAUUGAAUUGAAGAUUCCACCACGCCCUCCAUGUUAUUGUUUUGUGGAGUUUGAGAAUGUUAGGGAUGCAGAAGAUGCAAUCCGAGCUCGUGAUGGAUAUAAUUUUGAUGGCUGCCGUCUAAGGGUUGAGCUUGCACAUGGUGGUAGAGGCCCUUCAUCUAGUGAUCGUCGUAGCAGUUAUGGUGGUGGUGGUAGUGGUGGUGGAGGAGGGGCAGGGGGAGGACGUUUUGGUGUUUCAAAACGCUCAGAAUAUCGAGUUAUUGUACGUGGUCUUCCAUCAUCUGCUUCUUGGCAGGAUUUGAAGGAUCAUAUGCGCAAGGCUGGUGAUGUGUGUUUUGCUGAAGUUUCCCGUGACAGCGAAGGGACGUUCGGAAUUGUUGAUUAUACUAACUAUGACGAUAUGAAAUAUGCUAUGCGAAAACUUGAUGAUACUGAAUUCAGAAAUCCUUGGGCGAGAGCAUACAUUCGGGUGAAGAAGUAUGAUGGAAGUCCCACAAGGAGUCGGAGCCGGAGCCGGAGCCGGAGUCGUAGCCGUAGCCGUAGCCGAAGCCGGAGCCGGAGCCGUAGCCGUAGCCGUAGCCGUAGCCGGCCUGCUAGACGAAAUAGGAGCAAAUCAGCAGAACGAUCUGUUUCCAGAUCGGUUUCAAGAUCAAGAUCUCCAUCCCCUGUUAAAUCUUCAAGGCCACGGUCAAAAUCAAGAUCUGGAUCACCACGUCAGGCACGAGAAGGAAGUGAAUGAUGGAGAGCUAUUUAUAUUAACGGUUGUUAUAAUAUUCGGGAUGCGACAUUGCGUUGGAAUUUGUUUUAGUUUAGGACCUAUGCAGACUGGUUAUAUGAGUUGAGUUGGAUGGAAAAUGGCAUGAGUUCUGUAUGCAUAUUCUUUUAAAUCCUUCCUAACAUAUCGACUUAAGAUUAUUUUGUUUGGAGACAUUUUUUAGGUAUCUGCAUGCUAAGUUUACUUACAUGCACAGUGGUUUCCCUUUGUUUGAAAGUUGAAAAUGAGAUUGUUAUUAAAUAGGGUUUAAGAUUUUGGACCUUGUAACUAGAAAUGUGAGUAACGAUUAGUUUACCACCAUCCAAA